Molecule: messenger RNA, 2067 nt
Organism: Asparagus officinalis (garden asparagus)
Lineage: Eukaryota; Viridiplantae; Streptophyta; Magnoliopsida; Asparagales; Asparagaceae
Product: LRR receptor-like serine/threonine-protein kinase GSO1
Exons: 5
Coding region: 1-2067 (688 amino acids)
Molecular function (GO): protein binding
Source: RefSeq, a predicted model, not a curated record
AUGCCAUCUAGUUUUCUCCACCUCCUCUUUCUACUAUCCCUUACCAUCCUAUGCAGUGAAGCAUCAUCGAAUCACUGUAAAGAAGCAGAAAAGCAAGCUCUUCUAGAUUUCAAAGCAGGCGGAAAUGACUUCCACACCAAUGAAGUUCCAGAGUUCAUCGGUUCUUUGCAGAAACUGGAGUAUUUGGAUCUCUCUGAUGCUCGUUUUGCUGGAAAAGGGCCUCAUCAGCUUGGAAACCUGUCAAGCUUAUGGAUACCGGCAUGGCUCUUUAAUGUUUCUAGCCUCAGCAUCUUACAGCUUGACGGGAAUAAUUUUCAUGGAACUAUUCCUGAAGAAAUUGGCAACAAUACUAAUCUUGAAAUCCUUGAUCUUUCUGGGAAUAUGGAUCUUGACGUUGGAAACUCAAAAGGGUUCGGAAAAAUGUGCAACCUAAAGACAUUGUUUUUGUCCUCCAUAGAUAUUUACAAAGAGUUCGUUGAUAUUGGAGAUAUUUUUUCCCAGUGCAAUGAGAAAAGUUUGGAAAUUUUACGGAUAGAAGAAAGUGGGCUUGCUGGAAAUUUACCAGAUUGGCUUUGGGAGUUCAAAAAUCUCAAACAACUUGAACUAGGAGGCAAUCAAUUGGAAGGAGUUAUAUACCAGAAAGGUUUUCUCACCGAAGCACAUUUUUCUGGCCUUGGUAGAUUGAAAGACUUAGAUAUUUCCUACAACUCCUUAGCUCUAGAAGUAAGCCCAAGCUGUAUUCCUCCUUUUCAACUUAAUGCACUCCUCAUGAGCUCUUCAACAUUGGGUCCCCAGUUUCCUUCAUGGCUUCGUACACAGAAGAAUUUAUCUUAUCUUUGGUUAUCAGCUACUGUGCCUGAAUGGAUUUGGAAUUUCUCUUCUCACCUUUACUUCAUAGAUCUCUCCGAUAACAAACUCAGAGGCAAGAUACCUUCUUGGAUAAAUUUUGAAGAAAUAGAAUACACAUAUAUUGAUUUGAGUUCCAACUGUCUUGAGGGUUCUAUACCGUAUUUUCCUUCAAACACAAUCCACUUAGAUCUAUCAAACAAUUCAUUCUCGGGCUACAUUCCUCCUAAAAUUGGUGAGGCGAUGCCUAACUUGGAAUAUCUCUCGCUUUCGAUGAACAAUAUAAGUGGCAGCAUUCCUCCUUCUCUUUGUAAGAUUGCAAAAUUGAAAAUUCUUGACCUUUCUAAAAAUCGUCUAUCAGGACAACUGCCUAAUGUUUGGAGCAGGGAUUCUGAACUUCUAAUUUUAGAUGUUAAGAACAACCACCUAACUGGAGGUAUUCCAGACUCCCUUUGUACAUCGGUCAAUCUCAGGUCAUUACACCUUGUCGACAACAAGUUUUCUGGUGAACUCCCGCUUUCUUUGAGAAAAUGUCAGAGAAUAGUUACCCUUGAUCUUGGUGAAAACAAGUUUGCUGGAAAUAUACCAAGAUGGGAGAAUGUGUUGGUAGUCUUCAAAGGAAGAGAAAUCAUGUAUGAUAUGCUCCUCUCUCUUGUAAGUAUGAUCGAUCUCUCCGAUAAUUACUUGUCUGGAAAUAUUCCUGGUCAAUUGGCUAGUCUUUAUGGACUUAAAAGCCUAAAUCUAUCUGUGAAUCAUCUAAGUGGUGAGAUAAGCGCAAAUAUAGGAAGACUGGGGCAGUUGGAAUCUCUUGAUUUAUCAAAAAACAAGAUUUCAGGACCAAUUCCUCCUAGCCUGUCAAACUUGAACUUUUUGAGCCACUUGAACUUGUCAUUCAACAACUUGACAGGAGAAAUAACAACGGGCAAUCAGUUACAAACCUUUACCGAAGCAUCCAUUUAUAUCGGGAAUGCUGCACUCUGCGGAAUCCCACUAAGCACCAAGUGUGAAGAUGAAGAAGAUUCUCAAGUUCAAGAUGACAAAUAUGAUGAAGAGAGAUAUGAAACAGUGAUGUACUGGAAUAGUGUAGGGUGUGGAUUUUUCUUUGGCCUUUCGCUAAUUUUUGGUCUGUUAGCACUUAAGAGAACAUGGAGGAAUGCCUAUUUUGAGUUUGUAGACCACAUGUACGAUACAUCCCCGAUAUCACAACGAAAGAAGCUAUAA